UUUAAAUAUAGUUAAGCUGCGGUGAAGUUUUCAUUGUGAAUGUUUCCCUCCUGCAGCGGACUGUCGCUGUCCAUGGUGCUGCAGCUGAGACUGCAUCAGCAGUCAUCAUCUGGAGGCUCCCAUUGGCCUCCCAGUAGAACCAGCUGGUGUUUCCCUGCCUCAUGCUGGUCAUUACAGUUCUCGCUCCCAGUCUGGAGUUCUGGUGCCGCUCGGUUCCGACCCUGCUGCCGCUUUAAAGCGAGCAUGCUCCGACGUCAGCUCCGUCUCCAGACAUGUGGCUUCAGCAUCCAAUGGGCUGAUCGGGGCUUUACUCAGCCUCUCCCACACAGGAGAUCCCUGAGGAGAAGACCAGCGUAGACCGGGGUUCGCCACGACUCACGCAGCCCUCACGCAACCCGCCAGAUCCGGUUCGGAGCCAGCAGAUUCCCGUCCUCAGAGCAGAUUCCCGACCAGAACCAUCGCGUUGCAGUCAUGUCUGUGGCGGGACUGAAGAAGCAAUUCCACAAAGCCACUCAGAGAGUGAGCGAGAAAGUCGGAGGAGCAGAAGGAACGAAGCUCGAUGUGGACUUCACUGAAAUGGAAAAGAGGGUGGACACCACCGCUCGAGCCGUGCUGGACAUCAUGACAAAAACCACCGAGUAUCUGCAGCCAAACCCAGCGACCAGAGCCAAGAUGAGCAUGAUGAGCUCAAUGUCCCGUAUCCGGGGUCAGGAGAAGGGGCCGGGCUACACGCAGACCGAGGCCAUCCUGGGAGAGUCCAUGCAGCGGUUCGGCCGGGAGCUCGGAGAGGACUCCAACUUUGGUCUGGUUCUGAACGACGUUGGAGAGGCCAUGCGUGAGCUGGGUGAGGUCAAAGACGCUCUGGACAUGGAGGUGAAGCAGAACUUCAUCGACCCGAUGCAGAACCUUCAUGAAAAAGACCUCAAAGAGAUCCAGCAUCACCUGAAGAAGCUGGAAGGUCGGCGUCUGGACUUUGACUACAAGAAGAAGCGCCAGGCCAAAGUGACGGAGGACGAGCUCAAAGCAGCGCUGGAGAAGUUCGACGACUCCAAGGAAGUCGCAGAGCAGAGCAUGUUCAACCUGCUGGAGAGUGACAUCGAACAGGUGAGCCAGCUGGCGGCGCUGGUCCAUGCUCAGCUGCAGUACCACACCCGGUCCGCUGAGAUCCUCACACAGCUCUCCAGCAAGAUCGACGAACGGAUAAGAGAUACCGCCGUCAAACCGAGGAAAGAGUUCGUACCGAAGCCUCGUACGUCUCUGGACUUCAGCAUCAGUGAGAACCACAAUGGAGGGCUCCACGGCGCUCGCUCUCCAGGUGCCAGGUCUCCAGCCAGGUCUCCAGCAAGAUCUCCAGCCAGGUCUCCAGCCCCGUUGGACCAGCCCUGCUGCCGCGCUUUGUACGACUUCGACCCUGAGAACGAAGGUGAGCUAGGCUUCAAGGAGGGCGACAUCAUCACCCUGACCAAUAAGAUCGACGAGAAUUGGUACGAGGGAAUGCUGCAAGGCAACUCGGGCUUUUUCCCCAUCAACUACGUGGAUAUCUUGGUGCCGCUACCCCAGUAAGACGUCAAGACUAACCAACUGUGUCUGCAAUGAAUCCCGGCCUCCAGUUCCAGUGUUUCCACUAACCUUUUCCCAAACAUUCCUACUAACACAACCUUCACUUUUUCCGUUAUGGCGUCAAAAAGCAAUGACACAAAAUAAAUAGAUGUGAAGAAGAUUGACCAAAGUGCAGGGAUGCACUAAAUAUGUGUGGAAACUUUUACUGAAAUCGGUGUGGGGAAAAAAAAAAAACCCAGCAUUGACGUAACUUCUUCUCUGUCUCACUUAAGGUACUUUCAAGCUUCUAUAGUCAUUUUUGCAUUUCGUCUCUGUUGUAGUCAGCUGUCAGUCCAUUAUUAGUUUACUAGAACAGCUUUACUGAUUCACGCUUUUUCUCAGUCUUUGUAUUUUAGAAGGUAGAAGCUUUUCUCUCACGUUCAGCAGACAAGACAAACGAGUCAACAUGCUUUUUGUUCAGCAUGAAGCUCAAAUCAUUUCAACAAAAAUCAUGUGGUAGGUUUUUUCCUCCUUUUAAUAGUGGUCACUCUCUGACAUUUUCAGUCAUUUUCUUAAGAUAUUCAUGCAAAGAAUGAUUUGAUUCAGAUCAGUUUUAGCCAAAAUUACAGACAUGUUUGUCAGACGGUCCUUUAUUUUUCACGCAGCAAAGCAUUGUGGAAGGACAAACGUCUGCAUGUUUGAUGCAAUAUGGUGAAGGUUUUUACCUCUUAAGGAGUCAUAACAUAUUAACAUCUUUUAUGGUUUCUCAUUUUUUCACUAAUCCACAAAAUAUAUGGUUGAAGCAUUAAGUCCUUAAAUAUAUGUCCCAGUAGAAAACAUAGUUCAUGUAUUGUGACUCAAUACCUUAAAAGUCUUAAAGUGAGAGUUGGAUUUUUAUUGUGGGGUUCUGUAGAGUUGUCAUUGGCAGUUAGUAUCUUACUUGACAGUUUGGAGAACCAGUUUGGAGAUUAUAGCUGACAGGGUUACUAGGAUUUUAUUGUAAAUUUAAGUUGUCUUAACACUACUUCAAAACUCCUUCACAGCAGAAUAGGAAGGAAGUUUUUAUAAACAAUUCUACGGAGCAAGCUCAUUUUUUGCUUAGCGCUUUAGCACUUUUGCUAACUUUGAAAGCUGACUUUGCUGCCCCUAAAUUAACUUUUCCAGAUCAAUUCUAAAGUGAUAAUUUACUUUGCUGUUUUAUAAACUCUCAGUUGAGUAAAGUUUGACAUCUGUGUUGAAGUUUUGGUUUUCAAAUGUAAGAAUUAUUCAGGUAGUUAGAUGUUUAUAUUCCUGCUCUUAUUCUGAAGUAGGGGAAGACUAUUCUGUUUCCUCUUCUGUUAUGCGGUGCAGCAAAUGUUGUUUAUUCUGCACCCAGAAUGCAUCACUGUACAAUACAGUUUGAAAUCUACUUUUGUCCUAUGUAGAUUAGGCUAAAUCAGCACUACUUAGCAAAACUCAACAACAAAACUGAAACAUGAGUGACAGGUCUCUUCCAAAGAAACACUUCCUGAAUCGCAGCCGCACAGAUAUGUGUGUAAUGACAACUUUACCCUGCUGAAGGUGAUAUGCCAUGUUGUAAAACAUGUUGUGUCAAUAUCUGUCUCAAUAUGGUUGAAUUUAGCACAUUAUCAUUAGCUUAUGCUAUGCUUCAUGUUGGUUUAUCAUUAGAGAAACGAAUAAUUAUGAUCAGAGCUUUCAGGGUCUAGAAUGGUUGAACUGAAGUCGAACUGUUGAUGUGCGGUUAAAUAGUUUCGUGACGUUUGUUUUCACAAACACAUUUAUUUUUUUAAAAGGUUUUAUUGGCCUUUAUUUGAUAGUUAAUUGACAGGAAAGUGGGUAAUGUAUUGAAAGAAGGGGAAGACGUGGCAAGGGUCGCCAGACCGGGAAUUGAACCUGCGACAGCCGAGUCGAGGACCAAGGCCUCCAUAUGUGGGUUGUGCUUAACCCCUACGCCACCACAGCGCAACCCUCACAAACACCUUUAACAGAACACACCGAGUCAAGCUCCACCAUUAGCAUAAAAUUCAAACUACACUUGAAAAAAAGAGAAUGGAACAUCAACUUAAAUAAAAUUGAGCCAAUUUUACUUCAUCUUACUUCACUUACCUUUGUUUUACAUGAUAAUUUAGUGAACUUAAUAUGUUUGCCUGGAUAAUCUUAAUUUGAUUACUUUAAACAAAUUUACUCCAUUUUUUUAAGUUGGAUUGCCUAUUUUCAUUUUGCAGUUUAGUGUUCGGUGCAAGCGAUUCAUUAAUUCCACAUAAUAGAUGGUUUAAACAACCGUUUAAUGUGGAAGUGACGACAGUUUAAGAUUUAUGAAAUGAAGUUUGCAUCAAUUAAAUUUCUGAAUCUGGGUGUUUUUUAAGAUGGCAGAAAUCCUCUCUGAAUUGCCCAUCACUCUAAUCUGAAGAUAAAAUACUGACCUCUCAAUACUGCUAGCAAAACCUCACUUUAAAAACUCCAAACUAUCAUUAUUUAACUGUUCUUUGGAGCAAUAGUUUAAUCUGCAGACGCAGGCGUCGUUUUGCCUAUUAGUCCAAUAAUUACCCUCUAGUUAACUUGUAGAAAACACUAAGAGGAGACUAAAUGUGAAUAUUUCCAGGAGCACAAGAAAAUGUGCAAAUAGAGGAGUAGACUGAGAAUUAAUUUAUAUUUAUUGAAGUGAUAAUAAUAAAAGUUUUAUUUUCCCAUAUCUCAACAGAGCGCAACGUUUGUUAAAUUUAAAAAGUCACGGUUCUUUGUUUUCAUCAGCUUGACGCAGCGGUGCACACAUCAUCUCUAAGGCUUUCUACUCUUCUACGUUGACGAUGCAUUAAAUUUCUGCAGAUGUUUUCAGCGUAUUAAUGUUGAUGCAUGUAAUUUUAGGGGGAAGUGUGUGUAUUUGGGUUUGCAUAUGGCUCAUGUUCUGCACAGAAACAAGUAAAGAGAACCUCUGCUGCUAAUGAGCACCGUUUCUGACAGUGUUUAGCUUAAAAACAAUAAUGGAGGAAUCAGUUUACUACAUUCAGCAGCGCUACAAUAAAUGAUGCAAAAUCAACUAUAUAUAAAAAAGUGUUACUUUUAAGUCAAAGGGAAGCACAAUUUUUUGUUGGCUGGUGAAAAAUAGUGCUGCAGUUUGAAGAGGUUGUGUAUUUAUUCAUUUUUUAAGCUAAAUUAUUUCCUUCUUUCUCUCUCACUUUUUUUAAAGAUUUCUGUGUAUCUUUGCCCUCAAUGAGGACUGUACAGCUUUUUCUGUGUUUUGUUUUCACCUUGUGUGUAUAGUCAUGCAUCUUCAGUAACGUAUUUUAUUUUUGUAACUGUGUCAAAAGUAUUCACAAACAGUAUAGAUGUGUAUAUAUAUAUACAGUAUAUAAUGCAGAAGUGAUGUUACAAGUUGAGAGUGAGGCGGGUGGGGUUUUCUGUGCUGCACAUGAUUGUCUUUGAAAUAUUUUCGUGUUUUGUUUGUGUUUUUGUUCUGUUCUUGCACUGGAUUCUAUGACUGUACGCUUGAUGUAAAGAUAAGAAAUGUGAUGAGUCAAUGUAAUUUAUUCAAAUAAAUACCAAGAAAUGGUUAUUCCCUAA
Messenger RNA from Poecilia reticulata (guppy), 5100 nucleotides. It is a transcript of the gene sh3gl2a, whose product is annotated as SH3 domain containing GRB2 like 2a, endophilin A1. The record is from RefSeq and is a predicted model, not a curated record. Gene Ontology annotation, molecular function: protein binding. NCBI's taxonomy places the organism in Eukaryota, Metazoa, Chordata, Actinopteri, Cyprinodontiformes, Poeciliidae. Gene Ontology annotation, cellular component: glutamatergic synapse; presynapse; cytoplasm. Gene Ontology annotation, biological process: synaptic vesicle uncoating.